AAAUAACCAAUGUCAUUUGUAAAUUGUGCUUAGCUAGCAAUAUUGUGAGUGCGACCUUAACACCGCCCUAACGCCGUUAUCGCCGGGUGUUGACCUAGUUCUCUGAGGUUAUAUAUAGGACCUUAACCCCCAUAUACUAUUGCCAACGCAAACUACCUUCGUCGCUUAAUUUAGUCACAGGAAUCCACAGCACGACAAAAUGGCACCUCUCGUUUGGUUCAUCACUGGAGCCUCAUCAGGUCUCGGCCUCUCACUUGCGCUGCACACGCUGGCGGCCGGGCAUCAUGUUAUCGGCGCUGUUCGCAGUACAUCCAAGUCCGCGAACGCGGUCCAGAAAAUUCAAGAUCAGGGUGGCAAGGUCAUUGAAUUAGACGUCACCAAAGCCGACACCAUCUCCCAGAAAGUCGCAGAGGCAGAAGGUCUGUAUGGCCGUAUUGAUGUACUAGUCAACAACGCGGGGUACUCGCUGUUGGGCGCGGUGGAGGACUUCAACGACCAAGAAUGCGCCCUCCAGAUGGAAACCAACUUUUUCGGCCCUGUUCGGUUAAUUCGCUCCGUGCUUCCGGGCAUGCGCGCCUCUCGCACCGGAACGAUCGUGAACGUCAGCAGUGUCGCGGGUCAAGAUGGGCUACCUUCAUGUGGCUUGUAUGCAGCUAGCAAGUUUGCAUUAGAAGGGUUAUCUGAAUCGCUAGCCCGCGAGCUAGCGCCGUUCAAUAUUUCCGUGCUCGUGGUGGAGCCCGGCGCUUUUCGUACGAAUUUCUUGGCGGCGGUUCAGAUCAAUGAGGGCGGACUUAGUGACCCUUAUAAAGGUGGGCCAGUCGAUGCUGUGCUGAACGUAUUCAAGACAUCGCAAGGAAAACAGAAGGGCGAUCCAGAGAAGGCCGUUGCGCGGAUCUUUGAAGUGGUCACUGGCGAAGGCGUGGCUGGUGGGCUGAAGGGGAAGAUUCUCCGACUACCAUUGGGUCCGGACUGCGUGCAAAGGAUGCAGACUAAACUGGAUAAAGCCUCCGCUGAUCUUGAAGCUGCACGACCCUUUGCGCUGGGAACCAACUAUGAGUAGAUAUCAUAAAUGCGGAGCCUAG
Molecule: messenger RNA, 1082 nt
Organism: Aspergillus alliaceus
Lineage: Eukaryota; Fungi; Ascomycota; Eurotiomycetes; Eurotiales; Aspergillaceae
Product: SDR family oxidoreductase
Exons: 2
Coding region: 200-1060 (286 amino acids)
Molecular function (GO): oxidoreductase activity
Source: RefSeq, a predicted model, not a curated record